AUGCCUACCCGAACUUCGAAGACCCGCAAGCACCGCGGCCACGUUUCCCAUGGAAAGGGUCGUGUAGGCAAGCACCGCAAGCAUCCCGGUGGUCGUGGUCUGGCUGGUGGUCAGCACCACCACCGUACCAACAUGGACAAGUACCAUCCUGGUUACUUCGGUAAGGUUGGUAUGCGAUACUUCCACAAGCAGCAAGCCCACUUCUGGAAGCCCAUCAUCAACCUCGACAAGCUGUGGUCACUCGUCCCCACCGAGACCCGCGAUGCCUACGUCUCCGGCGAGAAGAAGGACACCGUCCCCGUCCUCGACCUUCUUCCUCUCGGCUACUCCAAGCUGCUCGGCAAGGGCCGCAUCCCCGAAAUCCCCCUGGUUGUCCGCGCACGAUGGGUCAGCAAGCUGGCUGAGCAGAAGAUCAAGGAGGCUGGUGGUGUUGUAGAGCUGGUGGCUUAA
This is a messenger RNA of Trichoderma gamsii, 450 nucleotides long. Its product is annotated as 60S ribosomal protein L27a. The transcript has 4 exons. Lineage: Eukaryota; Fungi; Ascomycota; Sordariomycetes; Hypocreales; Hypocreaceae. The coding region runs from base 1 to 450 and encodes 149 amino acids. Gene Ontology annotation, molecular function: structural constituent of ribosome. Gene Ontology annotation, biological process: translation. The record is from RefSeq and is a predicted model, not a curated record. Gene Ontology annotation, cellular component: cytosolic large ribosomal subunit; ribosome.